Messenger RNA from Metarhizium album ARSEF 1941, 579 nucleotides. RefSeq names its product Zn(2)-C6 fungal-type DNA-binding domain protein. Bases 1 to 579 code for a protein of 192 amino acids. Lineage: Eukaryota; Fungi; Ascomycota; Sordariomycetes; Hypocreales; Clavicipitaceae. The transcript is spliced from 4 exons. The record is from RefSeq and is a predicted model, not a curated record. Gene Ontology annotation, biological process: regulation of DNA-templated transcription. Gene Ontology annotation, molecular function: DNA-binding transcription factor activity, RNA polymerase II-specific; zinc ion binding.
AUGUCUACGGCCAAGGCCACCAAGAAGAGUGCCUUCUCGUGUGAGCUGUGCCGCAGGCGCAAGGUAAAAUGCGGAGGUGAGCAGCCCAUUUGUCAGCGGUGUGCUGCUCGCAACGAUGAUUGCGUUUACAAGCUAAAUCCGACGUUGUCCUACACUCAGCGACUAGAGGAACGAAUUAAGGAACUGGAAGAUCAAGUAUCCAACCUUGCGAAGUCGCCUUCGUCGCUUGCUGGCUCGCCCCAUUCAAGUCCUCCCGGGUCAGGCGUGCAAGAUGUCCCUUCGCAAACCACUCGGCAUGCCACUGACGAGCAGGGUAUAUGUCGUCGCUUCAAAAGCUUGAAGAUUGACGAAAAAGGAAGCAUCACAUACCAUGGGGCCACUAGUUUUUUCAAUCUUCCAAGUGACCUAACUGGCACCGGAGUGUCUGACACCCCCAUCCUGAACCCAUCGUCCUCGGAUACCGACCUCCAGAGACGAGAGCGCUUAAUUCACAACGCAUGGCACCAGCGCGCCAUGGAAAACUUGAGCGAAAUCCCUCCCGUCAUGAUGUCAGGGCCGACAUACAACCAGAGCUACUAA